AUGGCAGCAUCAGGAACAUGUUUUCUCCAUCAGUUCAUACUUUCUCCAGUUUACAUCAUGAACAGUGAAAUAACAAUCGAUAAGAUGCCUUCAACAGAUAAUAAUAAUAAUAUUAAUGUUAAUGAUAAUAAUAAUAGUAAUAACAUUUGCAUUAUAAAAAAUGGUACCUCUCCUCAAUUGAAGAUGAAAUCACAAAUUGUCAAGAACUUCAAACUUGAUUUUGAUUUGCCUGUUCAAAAUGUUUAUACAUUUGAAGAAAUAUUAGAUUUGAUGACUAAUGAUCAUUCAUACUUGAAAGACUUAACCGUUCUAUUUAAAAUCGUAAAUGAGUGCAACAACAAACUGCACCACUACCCACAAUUCAUGGAAGCCUUGGCCGAAAUCAUAAACAUUUGUCGUUUGCCCUUUCUCAUGACCUUGACCUCCGAUGAACUGACCUUCAAAAAAAUUGCUAUUGAGUGCAUAGAACAACUUGGCUACUUGAUGAGAUUUCAUGACGACCACUUCAUCUCACACAUCUGCUUCUCGUUGAACGGGCUCUACAACUCAUCCAAUGCCAAAGAACCACCUUUCAACAUAGAAGGAGUGAAGCAGACAACAGAACGCUACAACAGGAUGCUGAUGGAUGAGAGUGAUCUGGCUGAAUCAGUUGCCAAGUUUAUGUUGAACAUGAGAGAGAAUGAUGACCUCAUCUUGGCUGUCCUUACGCUCACCAACUCCAUCUCCCAGUCAGAAUGUAACAGCCUCAAAAUGUUGCAAUCUGACGUCAUUCCCAUUCUGUGCAACUUCUUCAAAACAGCUCUUGAAAAUCCCAGCAGGAAGAAAUCUCGAAUUGUCUUCUUGAGUGUUGGAGUUCUCUUGAACUUGGCAGAGUUUGGACCAUCAGCCAUUAUGUCCCAACAGUUCAUGAACACCCAAUGCCUUUCGAACUUGCGUGAAUGUACAGUUCAGUACCUGCUGCAGUCGUACAGUGUGCAGGACAAGCAACUUCGUAAUGAUCUCAUCAGUCUAGUCUCCAUGCUACUGACCAAGUGUUGCAACGUGCCCCUCGUUGAAAUGGGGUUCGUUAAGAUGCUCACCCUCUUUGCUACCUUUCAAGAAGUGAAGUCACACAACCUUCUUGUGAAGCACAUGAAGCUGUAUUGUGACGAGAACGAGGAUUACGAACUGAAGCUGCUACUCAUUGACAUCAUCAUGCUGAUGAUUAAAAUUCCUGGAGUUGUUAAGGUCUACAGAGAAUGCAAUUUGAUCCAAUGCUUGUUGUGCUACGCUAACAACCCGUGCGGUAGGGAUUUGUUUCUUGCUUGCCCUCAAAACAACCACCACGGAAAUAAUAAUAGCAUCAUGAAUAAUGUGAAUAAUAAUAACAACAUGAAAAAUGUUAAUAAUAAAAACAAUAAUAAAAACAAUAAUUAUAAUGGAUGUAAUUGUAGAAUUAAAAAUAACCAUAACAUAUUUAAUAGUAUUAACAUGACAACAAGUGGUAAUAGCAAUAAUAAUUCCAACAACAAUGAUAGUGUACGAAUUUGUGACAAAAACCCAAACAACAUCGCCACUCAUUGUAUGGACAGCCUGUGCAACAACCUUGAUGCAUUAAACACAGACAACUUCUUCAGCAAACAUCAGACGGUAACUAACUUCUCUGUGGACAAAUAUUCUCCAAAAAAUAUGCAACACCAUCAACUACAACAUCAACUAAAACAACGACCAACAACGACAAUGUCUCAAUCUCGUGUUCUGCAGCCACGACUUGCAUGGAACGCGCAACAAUUCAAAGAAAUACAACAACUCUCUCUGCUCGCCCUCUCCCAAGUUGGACCCUUGAUGCUCGAUGAUGUCGUUGCUUGUCACCUGAUCCAAGCUGUGUUGCACACUAUGUACACUUGCAUCAACAGACCUAUUUGCUCCUGUUGUGAGUUCAUGUGUGGUUGCAGCACUGAACAUUUUGACUUACAAAACACUUUGAUGCUUGAUAAACGUCUACUGAAACGUUGCACAACAAUUUUGCACAACUUGCUGCUGACGAGAUAUCAGAAAGUUCUUGAUGAGUUCAUUUGUUGCGGAGGGAUGAACCUCCUUCUCUGUAUGCUGAGAUAUUUGCACAGCCAAGUAACCACGUUUGAUGAAACACUGCAACUUGAUAAGAUGAUAGUAUCAACGCAGUCGGACAUGUUCAUGAUACUAUCAUUCUCUUGCUAUGGUAGCAAACAGAACAAAAACGCACCGCACUCACUGAGGAACCAGAUACUCGGCUGUUUAUGCGACCUCACUGAGAACCCAGACAGUCUGGAACAUCUCACCACCUGGACAUUCGACCACAGCCACAACGACGAUGGCUGCUCAGGCACCGACGGCGCCGUUGAAAAUAUGAAAUACACCAGCAGCAGCAGCUUCAACAGGAACUUAGACAACGAAGUAGCUGGCAUGAGUGAUUUGGAUGCACUAUGUAAAAGAAAACAGUACAAAUGUCAAAUGACCUUGACCCAUUUGUUGUGUGAUCUCUGGAGACAGGAGGAAGCUAAACUUGGAGUGAUCAGAGAUGACUUGGGAGUCGUCCUUAGUAAUGUUUUUUUAAUUUUGUCAGUUUUUGAUGUCAUUUUAUUGAAUAAUUGCGGGUGCAAUAUUUCAAGACAAACAGUCGCCAUUGGCUACAAAGAGUCAACUGGAUCAACCUUUAAUCAAACAACCAGCCAGCCAAAUGAGCUGUUCAAUCGUUGA
Helobdella robusta is the source of this 2718-nucleotide messenger RNA. RefSeq lists its product as hypothetical. Gene Ontology annotation, biological process: positive regulation of flagellated sperm motility. The record is from RefSeq and is a predicted model, not a curated record. Gene Ontology annotation, cellular component: non-motile cilium; sperm midpiece. NCBI's taxonomy places the organism in Eukaryota, Metazoa, Annelida, Clitellata, Rhynchobdellida, Glossiphoniidae. The transcript has 14 exons. Bases 1 to 2718 code for a protein of 905 amino acids.